This is a messenger RNA of Platichthys flesus (European flounder), 2918 nucleotides long. RefSeq names its product cap methyltransferase 2 (gene cmtr2). Bases 51 to 2333 code for a protein of 760 amino acids. The transcript is spliced from 3 exons. The record is from RefSeq and is a predicted model, not a curated record. Lineage: Eukaryota; Metazoa; Chordata; Actinopteri; Pleuronectiformes; Pleuronectidae. Gene Ontology annotation, biological process: 7-methylguanosine mRNA capping. Gene Ontology annotation, molecular function: methyltransferase cap1 activity. Gene Ontology annotation, cellular component: nucleus; cytoplasm.
GUGAGGCUCGGUACAGCUUCCUGUUUGCAGCCAGUAGCUUGGUGUGGAGGAUGAGCUCAGGAAGUGGGACCAGGAGGAAAGUCAAGCCGCAGCAUUUCAGUGACAUGGUGGCGUCUGACCCCGAAACACUGAUCGAGAUUCAAGGUCUUUUCAGUAAAGUCAGAGUCUACGUGAAGCCAUCGGAAGGCGAGUGGAGUAUCCCCGAUCCGAAUGAUGCUCUCAAACACACGGUGGAGGAGCACUGUCGGCUGCAGGCCCUGAAGGUGGCUCUGAACGAUGUGAAGAACCAGCUGAGCGACAAGAACAUCCAGGUCUGGCAUCAGCACACCAACUCCACCAAUCGAGCGGGGAAGGUGAUCGCCGCCGUGCGUUCUGCUGCCAACGCCGAGAUCUGCACUCAGGCCUGGUGCAAGUUCUAUGAGAUCCUGGGAACCUUCAACCUUCUUCCAGGGGAGGCUCUUCAGAAUGGAGAGCUGAACACCGUCCACCUGUGUGAAGCUCCGGGGGCCUUUAUUGCCGCUCUGAACCACUACAACAAAACCAGCGAGGCCAUGCGCUACUGCGACUGGACCUGGGCGGCCAACACUCUCAACCCGUACCACGAGGCCAACGGGGGGAACACGACCAUCGCAGAUGACCGGUUAAUCGCCAACACGCUGCCCUGGUGGUUCUUUGGUUCGGACAACACAGGCAACAUCAUGCUCCAGAAGCACUUGCUGGAGCUGCAGCAGUUUGUGUCUAACAUGCACAGAGUGGAUUUGGUGACGGCAGACGGGAGCUUCGACUGCCAGGAGAAGCCGGACGAGCAGGAGGCGCUGGUGGCGUCGCUGCAUUACUGCGAGGUCACAGCUGCACUGCUGCUGCUGAGCCCCGGUGGCUCCUUUGUGCUGAAGAUGUUCACGUUGUACGAAGACUCCUCCAUCUGCUUGCUCUACCUGCUGAACUGCUGUUUCAGCUCUGUAAACGUUUUCAAACCCGCCACCAGCAAGGCCGGCAACUCCGAGGUUUACGUAGUGUGUCUGAACUAUGACGGCAAGGAAGCUGUGAGGCCCCUGCUCUCCAAACUCAUCCGUAAUUAUGGACCAGAGCUGGCCGACCGAGAGGCACUUUUCCCAAAUGAACUAAUUCCAGAGUCGUUUCUGAAACAGCACGAUGAGGUGUGCUCCUACUUCCACACGCUGCAGCUGGAGACCAUCACAGAAAACCUGCGACUGUUUGAAAGGAUGAGCACAGAGCAGAGGCAGCGGCUCGACCACGUCAGGGACUCUGUGGUUCAUGAAUACCUGCAGCGAUUCCAGGUGAGCUUCCUUCCACGGAGCCGAUGGGUCUCUCGUAACACUGUGAGUCCCGCCUGCUGCAGUGUCUCAGGGGGUCGACCUCCGGGGCAGAGGAAGCAAACAGGGUCCUUUAAUGAGCGGAGGGAGCUGCAGACCCUGACCUGGAGGGAGCGCAUCGAGAAGGGUAGCCAUGCCACCUGGAUACAAAGACACUGCACCGAGGCGGGUGGGACGGGCUGCGUGCUGGAAGGCCCCCAGUCCAAGUGUCACGUGGAUUCGUGGUACGUUAUUGCCGGGCCCGCGCUGCCUGCACUCAGAAACUCUCCGUUCUGUGAAGGACGGCUGUUAAACCACCUGAAUGAAGCCCUGAUAGACACAGUGGUCGACUGGACUGGUGUGCUGCCCUGUGACUCUUGCCAUGUGGUUUGUGCAGCCUCCAUCUUUGCCGGUCUUCCAGUGGACAGUGGCGGGAACAAAAAGAAGAGACAGUGCCUGGUGUUUGGCAGCCGCACAGUUUGGUGUGCACGUGAGAACCAAAUUGAGGAUUUGGGCUUAGUGUUUUCUCCGGAGCCUUCCCUUCCUCAAAGAGGCUGCAUCACGCUGCACGACGGGGAGCCGCUGUACCAGCAGCAGCUUGUCGGCUGUGUUGUGUUGUCCCUGCAGACGCUGAACUCCGGGGAUGCCCUGCUGCUGCCUGUGUUUUCUGCCCUCACACGUGUCACAGCAGCUGUUAUAUUCUGCCUGCAUGUGUGUUUUCGCUCGGUCGCAUUCAGGUGUCCGCCCCCCACCGGUGUUGUCGGGACGGUGCUCGUGUGCGUUGGCUUCUGUGCCGACGCUGCGGCUCGAAUACUGCCCGUUCUCACAGACGUGCACAACUGCAUGAGUCAGCUGUUGAGAGGAGAGGGCGGGGACAGUCCGACCUCUGGCUGGGACAGACAGGUGCUGCAGUUUGUCCCCAUGGAGGAGCUGCUCACUGGAGGACUGACAGAGUUCCUGUCGACCAUGAACUCUGAAAUCAUCCAGCAGAAGCUGCAUCUUCUCAUGCAUCACUCAUAGUGCAGGUUAUUGAACGCUGACGUGAUUUAUAUAGGACAGGUGUCAUUAAUUUUAACUGCACCACUGUCCGCGUUUAGACUAUGAAUCUUUCUCGUGUGCUGAUAUGAAAAAAGUAAUUAAACUGUUCACUCUUUUAACAAUGUUUAAAUCUCGGUGGACAGAUCAACAUUUAUGCAACAGAACCAAAGAUUUGGUCAGUUGUAUUUCACACAUAAUUUUUCCUUGUCAGAAAGUGGCAACUCCAUUUCCCACAAUGCAACUCAACUACAGACAGUUAGGUCAAAUAGCAACUCGUGUAUUUUUUCUCUGACAUUUUGCAGUGACGAAAAUAUUCUGUCUUCAUAUGAAAGGACAGACUGCACUAAACCCUAGACCAUGCAGGUAUAAGUACUGCAGGGUUUAAUCAACCAUAAUGUCAAAUAAGCUUCAAUAAAAAAACUGUAGAUGUAUAUGUAUAUUUGUACUUUGUAUAUUUGUUUACAUGUAGAUUUUAUCUUUGAUUUCUGCUUUCUAGUAUGCAGAAAAUGUUACUGAAGAGAUUUAUUUCCAUACAAGAAAACAUUUUAAUAAAAAUUUGCACUGACA